GCCACAACUUCAGCAAGACCGCACCGGUGUGUGGCAUCGUUUGCUUUUUAUGCUUUUCUCUUUAAAACAACGUUGUUUUGGGUUCCAAAAAAAAAAAAAAAAAAGAAGGGGGCGGCGGCAAUUAAACUGCAGCAUCUCUUGUCACAGAGGUGUUUACGGGCGCAGGAGGGGGGGGGGGACAUUAAUCACGCUUAUGACGUCUCCUGUUUUCAUCUGGAUAGUGACACCCAGGUAGUGCGCACGGUGUAUAUGAGUCACGCAUUCGCGGAUAAAGGUCCUCCGGCGGCAGACAGCGACACCCCCACCAACCGGUGUGUUGGCCCCCCCACAGGCGCCACAGAUGAAAGGGAGGGGGGAGUUGGCCCCUUCCUCCUUCUCCGCCUCCUCCUAUUUCCACCUCAUCCCGCCGGACUCAUCACCCGUCCUGAUUGAUCGUCGGGUGUCUUCCCGGAGGAAGCCCUCCUGCGAGGAGGACCGCGCGCGGGGGUAGAGAGUACGUGGGCGAAUGAAGGAGUUUGGAUGCGGGAUUGAUGGGCACACACCUCCUGCACGCGGGAGCAGCAGCAGCAGCGGCGGCAGCAGCGCGCGCCGGGGUCCCCGUCCAGCAGUUCCCGCGAGCUGAGCUGCCAUCGGCGCGUGGGAAAAUGACAGUCAGGCUCGCGGUCACCCUCUUCACACUUCUUCUGCUCGCCCCGGCUGCUCGUUCUGAUCUACUGGAAUAUGGCGACGACGAGGAGGACCUCCACGACACCACCGUCAACCAGAUGCUGGUGCCCCGGUCGCACCAGGAGGACGCAACGCUCAUCCUCAACAACCUGCUGAGGGAGUACGACAAGACCCUGCGGCCGGACAUCGGGGAGAAGCCGACAGUCAUCGACGUGGGCAUAUACGUCAACAGCAUUGGGCCCGUGUCAUCCAUCGAUAUGGAGUACCAGAUCGAUAUCAUCUUUGCCCAGACUUGGGUGGACACCCGUCUGCGGUAUAACAGCAGCAGCAUGCGGAUUCUGACCCUCAAUAGCAAUAUGGUCGGCCUGAUCUGGCUGCCUGACACCAUCUUCAGGAACUCCAAGAACGCCGACUCGCACUGGAUAACGACGCCUAAUCAGCUGCUUCGCAUCUGGAACAACGGGAAGAUACUUUACACGCUGAGGAUGACCAUCAACGCAGAAUGCCAGCUGCAGCUUCAUAAUUUCCCGAUGGACGAACACUCCUGUCCUCUCGAGUUCUCCAGCUAUGGCUACCCGCGGGACGAGAUCGUAUACAAGUGGAAGCGAAAGUCGGUGGAGACUUCGGACCAGAAAUACUGGAGGCUUUACCAGUUUGACUUCAUGGGGCUCCGCAACACGACGGACGUGCUCAAAACCACGGCAGGUGACUAUGUGCUGUUGACAGUUUAUUUUGACCUGAGCAGAAGGAUGGGCUAUUUCACCAUCCAGACCUACAUCCCGUGUAUUCUCACCGUGGUGCUCUCCUGGGUUUCAUUCUGGAUCAAAAGCGACGCCACGCCUGCCAGGACAACCCUAGGCAUCACUACAGUGCUGACCAUGACCACCCUGAGCACCGUGGCCAGGAACUCCCUGCCCAGAGUGUCCUACGUGACGGCCAUGGACCUGUUUGUCACCGUCUGCUUCCUGUUCGUCUUCGCCGCCAUGAUCGAGUACGCCAUGCUCAAUUACUACUCCUACAUUAUACGCAGACCACCUCCCAAGAUGCAGAGAAUGGCCUACUCGUCCUUCAACAUGGGUCGCACGCCUCGGUCCAUGAUGCCAAUGGGCAACUCUUUGUUCUGGCAUGACUAUGACGACAGCUGCCUGUACGAGUGCCUGGAUGGCAAAGACUGCAAGAGCUUCUUCUGCUGCUUCGAAGAGUGUAAAGAAGGUGGUUGGAGGAAAGGACGGGUCCACCUCAACAUCCAGGAGCUGGAUUCCUACUCCCGGGUGUUUUUCCCCACCUCCUUCUUGCUUUUCAACAUAGUCUACUGGGUCAGCUACCUCUACCUCUAGUCUGAUUGGGCGGUGCUCUUUGGACCCUGUUGGAAAAGCUCUCAUCGUUUGGCACCGCGAAUGGAGACGUGAGGUCUUAACAAAGAGUAGUGGAGGAAAUUAGCAGGCUCUGGUCUGUGGGAAUUUUUUACAGACAUGCUUCAGGGGUGAUAUUUUGAUGGCCAGGACUUUCAGAACUGGCCUUUCACAGACUACACUUCUCCAACAAUGACAACUAAACUGUCAGGAUUAACCUGAAAGGAAAGGCCAACUUUGGGACUUGAGAGAAGUUCGGGGACAGGGUUGCAAAGCUGAAUCUUGGACAUCGAGAUAGCCAAGCACCCAUAGUGCCUUCUCUGGAAAGGGUGCGGCAACGAAGUACGCGGCUUCAGAGUUCCCCUCCAUUUUUCUUUUCCACUUCAUCCGUCACAGCCGCGGCCAAUGCUGAGCUGUCUAUCUGCUGAGAAUCAGUUUUUCACAAAUGGACACGUUUAAACCUGAUGCUUUUAUUUUGUAGCACCUUAGCUUUAGUUCUAUACUAGAAUUAGUUCUUUUCCUAUGGUGACAUUUCUCUUUUCUUAUAACAGUCGGUCGUGGUUUCACGGCGAUGCAGCUACAUUGUUACUUGUUGAGUUAGCGCCCGGGUCGUCUGGUAGAGCCGCAUCAUCGGGUCGGUAAGCCGCUGUUUCUGAUGCUUUAUGACCGCAGGAUGCAGUUUACAACAGAUGCCAAGAAGAGUUGGGGGAGUUUUAAUACCUGCUGGGUUCCAUUCUUACACACCAAAUGUAUACCAACCAAACUAAAGUUGCAACUCCUAGCCCUGGGAAUAUUAUGUAUGUUUAAGUACGCAAAUAAGAUUAGAUAUAGGACUGCUUUCCGGGUUCUCAUCGAGAGCAGAGCUUUAUUCUAUUAAAUAUGCUUUUUUUACUGUCAUCUUUAGUUUCAGUUCCUUUGUAAAUGAAAAGUUUGGUAGGUUUGUUUCUUAGUAUUUUUUUUAUCCAUCUUUGUCGAUUCAACUUGACACAUUUUUAGAGCACUUCUAGCUGUUAUCAGGAGUUCUGCUUAGUCUUUCCCCACGCUCAAAAUCUCUUAAUCUCUAUAAUCUAGAUUUUCAUGUCAUAUUCAGACCUUUUUCAGUUUUAGCUCUACUUUUGAAUCUAAUCGUACUUUUUAAACAUACACUCCAGGAAUUCACAGAUGAGAUAUAUUACUGGAUUAGGAAAAUGUUUCCUUCACAAAAAGACAAUCAGAAUUUCUUGUAGUUUUCUUCACAUCCUUUUGUUUCUUCUAGUAAUUUGAUUGCUUAUUUUUGUGACAUACUAUGAGUAUCUAUGGUACUGGUCUGUUUUCCGUGAGAUGGUUGUGAACUUUAAUGUCUGGAAGCGUGGUAAAGCUGUUUUGCCAAGUGAACUGUGAUUAAACUUGAACUUUUAAAGAAA
Fundulus heteroclitus (mummichog) is the source of this 3421-nucleotide messenger RNA. Its product is annotated as gamma-aminobutyric acid receptor subunit gamma-3. The coding region runs from base 531 to 2003 and encodes 490 amino acids. Gene Ontology annotation, cellular component: dendrite membrane; GABA-A receptor complex; postsynapse. The record is from RefSeq and is a predicted model, not a curated record. The transcript is spliced from 10 exons. Gene Ontology annotation, biological process: chloride transport; nervous system process; monoatomic ion transmembrane transport. NCBI's taxonomy places the organism in Eukaryota, Metazoa, Chordata, Actinopteri, Cyprinodontiformes, Fundulidae. Gene Ontology annotation, molecular function: GABA-gated chloride ion channel activity; GABA-A receptor activity; inhibitory extracellular ligand-gated monoatomic ion channel activity.